ACACAGGAGGACCUCUCGAGAGCAAGAGUACCAAAGGAUUCGUGGACGCACGGAACGCAUUUUGAGUGCGCACACGCUCACUGAGCGAGAGGAGAGAAAAUUCAUAAGAGAGCAGCGUAUAAUUGAAAGCGCGCGUCCAGUUUUGUGCACGAGCAAAGGAAAUCGGCGUGCGAGCGGAGAGAUUCGCGCGCUCGUAUGACAAGAAUGCGCUCUCGCCUUGUAAUAAUGCGCUCGCGACAUUUGUCAUUAUAAUAACGCCAUAUUACCGCACUUAUCCGAACCGCAGAUGGCGUGACAACAGUCACCAUGAAUGCUUGAGACUUGAGGGCAGUGGCAACUUUUACAAGUCUUCCGUGUUGGUUUGUUUUUCCUUUCAUUCUAUAAACAAAUAGUUGAGCCAAUCAGAGUAAAGUAAAAUGUCACCUGACAGAUGUGGGCUGAUCGCUCCCGCACACUGUACAAAGCGCCUUGUGGGCAAAUGUAACAGCAGGAAGGAAGAAUAAACCUUAAGAGCUUUGUAGACACAAAGCCGACAGGUACGAGUAGAGUAUUACAUUUAAUCGGAAUUGUUAGCUUUGUUGCCUUAGGUGGACUGAUUACGUGAUCUGUUUUGAGUUACACGUAGAGUAUUCGCUUAAUUUUAGUGCUGCUGAAGUUUGGAGUUUUUCCCUUCACAUUCGACUUUCCCUUUGAACUUACGUGCAUGCGACACUAUGCUCGCUUAUUUACACAGCUGCGACAAACAAUGGUUCAAGCCAAAACUUGGGUCCUAAAACAUCACUUUGAAGGAUUUCCUAAGGACGGCGACUUCGAGCUGAAAGUAGUGGAGCUCCCUGACUUUAAAGAUGGAGAGGUUCUUCUGGAGGCUGUGUUCCUCAGUGUGGACCCGUAUAUGCGACCAUACAGUCAUGUUCGAAUGCAGGCUGGAGAUGUCAUGAUUGGAACUCAAGUGGCCAAGGUAACUCAGAGUAAUAAUCCUGCAUUUCCAGUGGGCUGUCAUGUGGUUGGUCGAUGUGGCUGGAGAACACAUACUGUGUCAGAUGGGAGUGAUAUCACACGAGUUUUGGCUGACUGGCCUCAGGAUGUCUCCCUCUCACAUGCUCUUGGAGCCAUUGGGAUGCCAGGGCUGACUGCACUCUAUGGUUUGGAAGAGGUCUGUGCCAUCAAACCAGGAGAAACGUUACUGGUGAAUGCAGCCGCAGGAGCAGUGGGCUCUGUAGCGGGUCAGAUAGCCAAACUUAAAGGCUGCAGGGUUGUGGGCUCAGCUGGUGCUGAUGACAAGGUGGCAUACCUGAAAGAGCUGGGCUUUGACCAGGCUUUUAACUAUAAGACCGUCUCCUCGCUGGAGGAGGCACUGAAGAACGCUUCACCUGAAGGAUAUGACUGCUACUUUGAGAAUGUUGGUGGUCACUUUUCCAGUGUUGCUAUUCAACAGAUGAAGACUUUUGGCCGUAUUGCUGUGUGUGGAGGAAUAUCCCUGUACAAUGUCACCACCCCUCAGACAGGACCUUAUCCACACCUAACCAUGAUCUUUAAGCAGCUGAAAAUGGAAGGUUUCUUGGUGGGUAGGUGGGAACAUAAAAAUGAAGAGUCACUGAAGCGAAUGUUGACCUGGAUGCAGGAGGGAAAGCUGAAGUGCAGAGAGCAUGUUACUGUUGGGUUUGAAAAUAUGCCUGCUGCAUUCAUGGGGAUGCUGCGAGGGGAAAACAUAGGGAAGGCCAUUAUUAAAGUCUGAUGCGAAGUCUUUCAGCUUCAUGAAACAACAAUCAUAACAAUCUGUUAUUGGUUUUGCAUUAUUAACUAUAUUACCAUGUUAGCAGUUGUGGUAAUGUCUACAGUGCUGAAUUCUGUAUUAUAAAUUAAAGUGUCUUAUAUUUUGUAUUGUAAUGAUUUUCACAUUUCCGUUGAUCUUUAGGAUACAGAGACACAGCAAUAGUGCCAUUUAAAUCUUUUAAUUUUGCCUAAUGCAAUUUAAUGUGGGAAAAUAAUUAUUUAGCUUCAUCAAAUUUGGUUGAAAUAAAUUUACUGUUUUAAGCAAGUGUUUUGUGUUUUAAGAUUGUUUUAUCUAUUUUUUAUACUCCAAUGUAAAACUGUAAGUAAAAUCUGCCCUACUAGCCCAUCAAUUAUAAGCAAUAUUUAAUUUAUAUAAUGUAUUACUAUUUUUUAUUUUGUCAUAAAAAGUUAUUGGAUCAAGCAAUAAGUUGUGGAAAGGGGUUCCUGACCUGUCAAGUUCCCGCAAAUGUUGAUGAACAUUAAAACAACUGAUCCAGA
This is a messenger RNA of Triplophysa rosa, 2271 nucleotides long. RefSeq names its product prostaglandin reductase 1-like. The record is from RefSeq and is a predicted model, not a curated record. The transcript is spliced from 8 exons. Gene Ontology annotation, molecular function: 2-alkenal reductase [NAD(P)H] activity; 15-oxoprostaglandin 13-reductase [NAD(P)+] activity. NCBI's taxonomy places the organism in Eukaryota, Metazoa, Chordata, Actinopteri, Cypriniformes, Nemacheilidae. Gene Ontology annotation, cellular component: cytoplasm. The coding region runs from base 704 to 1735 and encodes 343 amino acids. Gene Ontology annotation, biological process: prostaglandin metabolic process.